Polypterus senegalus (gray bichir) is the source of this 4343-nucleotide messenger RNA. It is a transcript of the gene hrh1, whose product is annotated as histamine receptor H1. Gene Ontology annotation, cellular component: dendrite; plasma membrane. Lineage: Eukaryota; Metazoa; Chordata; Cladistia; Polypteriformes; Polypteridae. Gene Ontology annotation, molecular function: G protein-coupled acetylcholine receptor activity; G protein-coupled serotonin receptor activity. The transcript has 4 exons. Gene Ontology annotation, biological process: chemical synaptic transmission; G protein-coupled receptor signaling pathway, coupled to cyclic nucleotide second messenger. The record is from RefSeq and is a predicted model, not a curated record. The coding region runs from base 1144 to 2406 and encodes 420 amino acids.
CUAAAGCCUGUGUAACCACUAGGGGAUGUUGCGGCUCCCCAAAGCCCGGUAUAAAUAAAAAGGUUUAUUUACACAAUCUACCUUGCACAAAGGCUUCAAAAGUGACACAAACAAAUCUUAUCCUUUUUAUUCUGAACUCCGUUUUCUUUUUCCAACAUGAGCUCUUCCAUCUGAGUUGUUGUUUCCCGGACGGAAGGCCCACAAUUUGAACUAUUAACAUUAUCAACCAGUGUAGCUGUAUGAACUACAUCUACUUGGUGCCCUUUACUAACAGGACAUUUUCACUCUGCAUUCCUACUUGCUUUACUUCACAGGAACUACUCACCUGUACAGCUGAAUCUGAGCUGAAUGUUCUGCAGCAGGAUCCAUAAAUGAUUUUCAAAUGCUAAGAUGGGUGUCUUUGCAGUAUCUUCUAACCCCUUCAGAAGUUGGCUCUGUCCACUAAUCCUUUAUCACUUUACCCUCUGUAGAUCAGCAGACUGAACGCGAGUCCCCUGAUGCCACUUCUGGUUUUGCUAAUGUUGCUUCUGGGUCUGCUGACAUCACCUCCAGUUCAAGUGCCUCUGUACACACCCCUUCCUGCCAAAUUCACAAUAUAUCUGCCAUCUUGUUAAUUGUAUUCAGUUCUAUUUUUAACUUUGUUUGUAAAAACUGUUAUUUUCAAUGUACUUACCAAGUAUAUGGUGUAGCUACCCCAAAUCUUUAUCUGUGUUUUUUGUGUUAAUUUUACAGUGACGUAGUUGGCGGGAUUUUGCUGGAAAAUGACUAAACAGAAAGACAUUUCUACCAUUAUUAUCAACAUGGCAGCAGAGAUCUAGUCCUUGUGGUUCCAGAUCAGUGAACAGAGGACACAGCUCACCAAGAAUGAGCAACUCAAUACCAUUGGAAGCGAGUGGAGUGGGCCAACAUACUGGCACUGUUCUUGAAGGGCGAAGUUUAGCAGACUUACUACGAUCUUGAUGAGCAGGCCACCUUCAAUUAUGAUGCACUAAAAGCCAAGGUGUUCAAAAGCCACUGCUGUGAGUAAAACAAAUCCCCAGGAGAAGUAACUGAAAAACCUGCAUGUAUAUUGCAGGGCUCAUCUCUGAACUGUGUGCCUCAUGCAUUCCCUAGAUUUCAUCCCUUUUAGAUGCUCCAUACAACAUGGCAACCACUACAAGCAAGGAUUUUUACCCUAACAGCACCGUCAAACCUGAGACUAAGGAUGGCAGAUUAAAUUAUGCCCUGCUUGGCCUGAUCCUUGGUUCUGUCGCUUUGCUAACAGUUGUCAUGAAUAUUCUGGUGCUUUAUGCUGUCAAGAAGGAGAGGACCCUGCAUACUGUAGGCAACCUGUACAUUGUCAGUCUGUCAGUUGCAGAUCUAAUGGUAGGUGCCACAGUUAUGCCUCUAAACAUUGUCUACCUACUGGAAAAAGAGUGGAGGCUUGGGCAGCCACUAUGCCAGUUCUGGCUAGUGAUGGACUACGUGGCCAGCACAGCCUCAAUUUUCAGCCUUUUCAUCUUGUGCAUAGAUCGAUAUCGGUCAGUGCAGUACCCACUCAGAUACUUAAAAUAUCGCACCCGAGCCAGAGCAAGUGCCAUGAUUUCAGCAGCCUGGCUGCUCUCAAUGACUUGGAUGAUUCCUAUCUUGGGUUGGCGCACCUUUGCAAAUGUAGAGCUGGCACCUGAAAGGGAGCUAAAAUGUGACACAGACUUUAGAUUUGUUACCUGGUUUAAGGUGCUCACGGCAGUGCUAAACUUCUAUGUGCCUUCACUGAUGAUGUUGUGGUUCUAUGCCCAGAUAUAUUUGGCAGUAAGAAAGCAUUUCAAGCAGAGAGAGAACAUCAGUGAAACUGGCUUUAAAAUGCUUCCUUGGCAAAAACACAAGUGUAAGGAGAGACCAGCUCCAGAUUUGCUGGAAAAAUAUAGUCUGGAGCAGUCCUUGUAUGCCAGGGCACUGGAUGAGGACCUUUUGCAGCAGACACAAGAGAACAAGGAGAUGACUUGCCACCAGAGCCCCCAAGCUGAGUCAGCUUCUGAGCUGGGAGAGCCAGAGGAAGGUGGUAAUGAUGAGGGCAUCCUGAAGCAGGGUGUGCCCUGUCUACAAGCCAAUGGAAAGAAUAUAAAGCAAUCUUGGCAGAGAUUUUGCUCAAGUUCCAAGCAGUACCUGCAGAGCUUACAUAUGCGCAAAGAGCGGAAAGCUGCCAAGCAGCUUGGCUUCAUCAUGGCUGGCUUCAUGCUGUGCUGGAUUCCUUAUUUUGUCACCUUUAUGGUGAUGGCCUUUUGUAAGACAUGCGUUCAUCAUGACCUACACAUGUUCACCAUUUGGCUUGGAUACAUCAAUUCAACGUUAAAUCCAUUUAUUUAUCCUCUUUGCAAUGAAAAUUUCAAAAGAACUUUUAAAAGUGUCCUUCACCUUCCAUUCUAAGAACACUGUGCUUAUUUUAACCUUAGCAGAGAUCAAGUUGACUGUGUGUACAUGUUACUCAGGAAGAUGCUUUUUAAUUUGUAUGAGUGUGUCAUUUUGGCAUAUGCCAUUAUUGCCAUGUUUUUCUUUGAAUGUAAAACUGCAGAGAACAUAAGAGUCCUUUCAUUUCUUUAGCUGCAAUCAUUCAUUGGAACAGACACAUUCAUUAGUUUCUGAUAAAUCACGGGAGAAGUGAUACAUAGCAGUUGUUUCUGAUUCUUACAUGUCCAUUCAGAUCAGACCAAAAUAUAAGUGUGACUUUCAUUGUGAAUGUACUGUACUUAGCUGUUGAUAACCCAUAGUAGAGAAAUUGUUUAGUGCAUUUCUUAUUACACCCAUUGCUUAGGUUCAACAAAAAUGUUUCUUUUGUUUAAUUUCCUCUGUCCUUUAUAUCCCUAAUAUCUCAGCUAUUGUUCAGUUAGCCAUCUAUGUUAACUGUGUGCCUUGCAGAGGGCAUUUUUAUUAUCUAAGUUGUGGUAUCAAAGCAUUUUCCUUUAUAGCAAUGUAACCUUCAUUGGUGAUGUCAUCCCCAUAUGCAGCUACAAUACUCAUUGCCAGUUACAUAUCUGAGCAAAAUUUGAAAUGGGGAGUUGCCCUUAAAGACAGGAGGUCAGUUGCAAACUUGCCUUGUAAAAUAUAAUCUAGAGUUUAUCCAAAAAAGCCAGUUACUACUGCCAUCAACAAAGCAGUAGACAAGGAGUGUACAGGACAUCCAAGAUGUCGGCAUUCAUGCUACAGUUUUACAGUCUAGGCCAAAUAUGAAUGUAAAGAAGAGGUUGACCAGAAGUCCAAGUGAUGAAGACAGACGUUAAGAGGAGAGCAUGUAUUCAGAGAAUGAGACAAAAAUUGAGAAAGGAACACUGAUUUGCAAAGGUUUGGGAAAGCAGCUGCUAAACAUAUGGCAUAUAACAGAGAGUUUUCUUUUCAUUAAUAUUUAAAAGUGACCAACUUAUUAAGAGUCAGACAUAAAUGAAAGUCAGAGUGAUGCAGUUAACAGUUGGCCAAUGACAUUGACACAGAGUGAGAUUCAUACAGAAAACAAGGAUGGCACCUCCUUCAAGUGACACUAGUUGAAAAAAAUGAUGCAUGUUAACAAGGUAAUGUCCCAUGUGAAUUUUUGCAUCUGGGCUAAGAUUGUGACACCUACCUGGACACCCGUGCAAUUUAAGCCCAUGGGAUGCUUGGUGUGAACCCCCAGGUGUAAAGGGGUGGGGAGAAGGUUGUGAAUGACAUGCUUGCUAUGAGUGAAACAUAUGACAAGAAGAAAUAACUCAAUGUGACACUCAUUUAAAAAAAAUGAAAACCAACCUGCUGAGGGUGACAUUUGCUAAGAAACUGGGUACCUGUUAAAAAAUGAGACAUGUACUGGACUCCCACAGAGGUGUAUUUGGAGGAUGUAGAAAUAACAAUUUUCAAAGGAAGUGAAAGAACUUGUGUGAGCAAAGCAAAAAUUGAGAAGAAGGACACACUUAUAGUGAGUAAGUGGAGUGCUUCAAAGGGAAGAUGUCUACUGACAGUGACAAAAAUAAUUUGAAAAGGACAAAGGCUUAGAGUACGAUAAACAGAAAGAGGUUCCUUUCUGCACCUGCUUAGAUUGCAGCAGCUUCUGAUGAUGGAAACAUUGAACAAGGAACAGGAAAAGCUUGUUAAAAAUUGUUAGUGGUGGGACAGCGGUUGUAAGUAAUAAAAAAUCUACAGUGCAUCUGCUGUAUGUGAAAUCACAAGAUUUUCUGAGUUGUAAGGAAUUAAAUUGCGGAUGUACCCACAGUUAUACAAGAAACUGAAAAAUGCAACUAUGGUACACACUACUGCACUGAAGUAUAUAAACUAUGUAAACUGGUUUGUAACCACAGCAGACCCAUUUUUUAAAUCUUACAUUAAUAAACAACAUAUUUGUU